AUGAAUUUGCUAUGGAUUAUAGCACUAGUUGGCCAGCUGGUUCAGCUCGUUCAGGCAACAGCUACCUGCGCCAUGUAUGGGAACUGUGGGAAAAAGUCAGUAUUUGGAAAUGAAUUACCUUGCCCUGUUCAACGUAGCUUUGAACCACCCAUUCUUUCAGACGAAGCUAGUAAACUUUUGGUUGAAGUUUGCGGUGAAGAGUGGAAAGAGGUCCGUUAUGCUUGCUGUACUAAAGAUCAGGUGGUGGCAUUAAGAGAUAAUUUACAGAAGGCUCAACCUUUGAUUUCUUCAUGCCCAGCAUGCCUCAAGAAUUUCAAUAACCUAUUCUGUCACUUCACUUGCGCCGCUGACCAAGGAAGGUUUGUUAAUGUUACCAAGGUGGAAAAGUCACAAGAAGAUAAAGAUAUUGUUGCAGAAUUGGACGUUUUCAUGAAUUCGUCUUGGGCGUCUGAAUUUUAUGACUCGUGUAAGAAUAUUAAAUUCUCUGCUACCAAUGGUUAUGCGAUGGACCUAAUUGGGGGCGGUGCUAAAAAUUACAGUCAAUUUCUGAAGUUUUUGGGAGAUGCUAAACCUAUGCUUGGUGGAUCUCCCUUCCAGAUUAAUUACAAGUAUGACUUGCCAGACGAAGAAAAAGAAUGGCAAGAAUUUAACGAUGAGGUUUAUGGCUGUGAUGAUGCUCAAUAUAAAUGUGCAUGUUCUGAUUGUCAAGAAUCUUGCCCCCAUUUAGCUCCUCUAAAAGAUGAUGUGUGUAAGGUUGGUUCUCUCCCAUGUUUUUCCCUUUCCGUUUUGAUUUUCUACACAAUCUGUGCACUUUUUGCAGUUACGUGGUACUACCUCUGUAAAAGAAAAGAAAAUGGAGCAAUGAUUGUGGAAGACGAUAUUGUUCCGGAAUCAGGUUCCUUAGAUGAAUCUGAGACGAAUGUGUUCGAGAGUUUUAAUAACAAAAGUAACUCUUUUAAUGAUAAACUGGCUAGCCUAUUCUCGAAAGUAGGAAAAUUUUCUGUUGAAAACCCCUACAAGAUAUUGAUAACUACUGUUUUUAGUAUUUUUGCAUUCAGUUUCAUCAUUUUUCAAUACGCUACCCUUGAAACAGAUCCAAUUAAUUUAUGGGUAAGCAAGAAUUCUGAAAAAUAUAAAGAAAAAGAAUACUUCGAUAAUAAUUUUGGGCCGUUUUACAGGACGGAACAAAUAUUUGUUGUUAAUGAGACUGGCCCUGUGUUGUCGUAUGAGACACUUGACUGGUGGUUUGGCGUUGAGAAUUUCAUUACGGAAGAGUUACAAUCGUCAGAAAAUAUCGGAUACCAAGAUCUCUGCCUCAGACCAACAGAAGAUUCUACAUGUGUAAUAGAAUCUUUUACACAGUACUUUCAAGGUGUCUUGCCAAACAAGGAUAGCUGGGAGAGGGAGUUAAAGACAUGUGGGAAAUUUCCUGUAAACUGUCUACCUACUUUCCAGCAACCUCUAAAAACUAAUCUUCUUUUUAGUGACGAUGAUAUGCUCAAUGCGCAUGCCUUUGUUGUAACCCUUCUAUUGACCAACCACACUCUAUCGGCUAAUCGCUGGGAAGAAAAAUUGGAAAAGUAUUUGUUAGAUUUAAAGAUUCCCAAGGGCUUGAGGAUCAGUUUUAAUACCGAAAUUUCCUUGGAAAAAGAGCUAAACAAUAAUAAUGAUGUUUCGACCGUCGCUAUAUCAUACCUCAUGAUGUUUCUGUAUGCUACAUGGGCUUUAAGGAGGAAGAAUGGGAAAACUAGGUUGUUACUUGGAAUAUCUGGUCUACUCAUUGUUUUGGCUUCUAUUGUUUGUGCAGCCGGAUUUUUGACUCUUUUUGGUUUAAGGUCAACAUUAAUCAUAGCAGAAGUAAUACCAUUUUUAAUCCUAGCAAUCGGUAUAGAUAAUAUUUUCUUGAUUACCCAUGAGUAUGAUAGAAACUGCGAGCAAAAUCCAGAGUAUUCAACUGAUCAAAAAAUCAUUAGCGCUAUUGGGAGGAUGUCACCUUCUAUUUUGAUGUCAUUGCUAUGUCAAACUGGAUGUUUCUUGAUAGCUGCCUUUGUUACUAUGCCUGCUGUCCAUAAUUUUGCUAUAUAUUCCACAGUUUCCGUUAUAUUCAACGGAGUGUUACAAUUGACGGCUUAUGUAUCAAUUUUGUCUCUCUACGAAAAGAGAUCUAACUAUAAACAAAUCACAGGAAAUGAAGAUACUAAGGAAUCAUCUUUGAAAAAGUUUUAUUUUAAGAUCUUAACACAAAAAAGAUUGAUAAUCACUAUAUUCUCGGUUUGGUUUUUCACAUCUCUGGUUUUCUUACCAGAAAUUGAAUUUGGAUUAGACCAAACAUUGGCUGUUCCACAGGACUCUUACUUGGUUGAUUAUUUUAAGGAUGUUUAUCGCUUCCUAAACGUAGGACCACCCGUGUAUAUGGUUGUAAAGAAUUUGGACUUGAGUAAAAGACAAAACCAACAGAAGAUAUGCGGUAAAUUUACCACUUGCGAAAGAGACUCGUUAGCUAAUGUGUUGGAGCAAGAAAGACACAGGUCCACAUUAACGGAGCCAUUGGCUAAUUGGCUGGAUGAUUAUUUAAUGUUUUUGAAUCCUCAACUAGACCAGUGCUGUAGGUUGAAGAAGGGAACGGAUGAGGUGUGUCCUCCUUCUUUUCCUAAUAGACGUUGUGAAACUUGUUUCCAGCAAGGCUCUUGGAAUUACAAUAUGUCAGGGUUUCCUGAGGGCAAGGAUUUCAUGGAAUACUUAAGCAUAUGGAUUAAUGCGCCUAGUGACCCCUGUCCUCUAGGCGGCCGUGCGCCAUACUCAACCUCGUUGGUAUAUAAUGAAACAGGUGUUUCGGCGUCAGUUUUUAGAACAGCUCAUCAUCCUUUGAGAUCCCAAAAGGACUUUAUCCAGGCGUAUAGUGAUGGAGUUAGGAUAUCAAACUCUUUUCCGGAGCUAGAUAUGUUUGCAUAUUCGCCAUUUUACAUUUUUUUUGUUCAAUAUCAAACUUUGGGACCAUUGACGUUGAAACUGAUAGGGAGUGCUAUCAUCCUGAUUUUUUCCGUUUCUUCUGUUUUCUUGCAGAAUAUACGCAGCUCAUUCCUAUUGGCUCUGGUCGUCACUAUGAUUAUCGUAGACAUUGGUGCUUUGAUGGCGCUACUGGGUAUUUCACUGAAUGCUGUCAGCUUGGUCAAUUUAAUUAUUUGCGUCGGUUUAGCUGUAGAAUUUUGUGUUCAUAUUGUUAGAUCAUUUACAGUGGUUGCCAGUGAUACCAAAAAAGAUGCAAACUCAAGAGUACUUUAUUCGUUAAACACUAUAGGUGAGUCUGUCAUCAAAGGUAUAACUCUGACCAAAUUCAUUGGAGUUUGUGUUCUUGCAUUCGCCCAAUCGAAAAUAUUUGAUGUAUUUUACUUCAGGAUGUGGUUUACACUGAUCAUUGUUGCGGCACUGCAUUCCCUUCUGUUUUUACCCGCUUUGCUUUCAUUGUUUGGUGGCGAAAGCUUUAAGGACGAUUCGAUUGAAGUAGAAGAUUAG
Messenger RNA from Saccharomyces paradoxus, 3513 nucleotides. It is a transcript of the gene NCR1, whose product is annotated as sphingolipid transporter. The transcript has a single exon. The record is from RefSeq and is a predicted model, not a curated record. NCBI's taxonomy places the organism in Eukaryota, Fungi, Ascomycota, Saccharomycetes, Saccharomycetales, Saccharomycetaceae. The coding region runs from base 1 to 3513 and encodes 1170 amino acids. Gene Ontology annotation, cellular component: membrane.